AAACGGGACUGCGUGAGGUGUAGGUAGAGAGGCCGGCCGGCACCCUCGAGGAUGUGAUCAAAGGACACCAGACGCAAACAAACAUGGCGAUCACCCACAAGCUUGUCGGAGAUUCUCAAGAGACUAAAGAUGAUGUGUUGGAGUCAUCAGACAACUCUGACUCGGAGAGCAGCUCGGGCUCUAGCAGCAGCAGCCGGGCAAGUAGCAGGGCUGGGAGCAGGUCUCCGGUAGGUAAUCGCUCCCCAUCCCCGGCUGGCAGCAACAGGGGAAGGUAUCGUAGCGGGAGCCAGACCCCAGUAAGGAGCCGAGCGAGUAGGUCUAUCAGUGGUAGUCCAAGAAGUAGGGGAAGUGGAUCACCACAGAGUAAGGUAAAUUAUUCUCCCCCUGGCAGUCCUCAGAGCCGGGGAAGUGAAUCACCACGUAGUCAUGGCAGCAGAUCCCCAAGAAGCAGCCAACGGAGUAGGUCUCCAGCAGGCAGUCAGCACAGCAGAUCCCCAACUAUCAGUCACCGCAGCAGAUCCCCAACAGGCAGUCAGCACAGCAGAUCUCCAACAGGCAGUCACCGCAGCAGAUCCCCAACUGUUAGUCAUCGCAGCAGAUCCCCAACAGGCAGUCAGCACAGCAGAUCCCCAACAGGUAGUCACCGCAGCAGAUCCCCAACAGGCAGUCACCGCAGCAGAUCCCCAACAGGCAGUCACCGAAGCAGAUCACCAACAGGCAGUCACCACAGCAGAUCACCAACAGGCAGUCACCACAGCAGAUCACCAACAGGCAGUCACCACAGCAGAUCACCAACAGGCAGUCACCACAGCAGAUCACCAACAGGCAGUCAGCGUAGUAGGAGUGGUUCACCAAGAAGCCAGAUGAGUGUGUCUGGCUCACAUCCCAGGAGCAGAUCCAUUACUCCACUGAGAAGCAGAUCUGUUACUCCACAAAGGAGCAGAUCCAUCACUCCACGGAGAGACAGAUCCAUCACUCCACGGAGAGACAGAUCCAUCACUCCACUGAGAGACAGAUCAAUGACCCCACAAAGAAGUAGGUCUGGAUCCCCUGCUAGUAGAACACCGCUUGGAUCAACAGCUGGUAGUCUUACUCCUGUAAUGUCUCGAAGAGGUAGCAGGUCACCCUCUAGGUCUAAGAUGGACAGCGCAACACCUCUGGGUUCAAGAGCUGGGAGCAGAUCACCUGCUGAUUCCAGAGGUAGAAGUAGGACACCACAAGAUUCCAGGAGAGGCAGUAGAUCUCCUGCUGCAUCCCCACCAAGAUCAAGAACUGGCAGCAGGUCACCCAUCAGAUCAAGGACCGGGAGCAGGUCUCCAAGGUCGCCCGAUCCCUCUAGAGGAACCAAAUCACCUGACUCGAGGAGAGGCAGCAGGAGUCCAGCAUUAUCUCGGGGUGCCAGUAGGGCAUCUCCAGAAGGUAGUCAAGGGAAGAGGUCACCAAUGGGGAGCAGAAAGUCUGGGUCUCGGUCACGAUCAAGAUCACCUCUAGGCAGCGAUAAUGAAGCCAAGAAAGGUGGCAGUGACGCAAGGAAGCAGUCGGACGAGGACAGUGAUGUGGAAGUUGGAAGGAAACGUAAACACGUGACGAUGAGCGAUGAUUCAAACGACGACGCCCCAAAGAGAGCCAGAUCAGACGACGAAAACAUGGAUGAUGUUAAUGCAGAAGACCUGUUUGGUGAUGCCGACGACAUCAGUGACGACGAACAAGACAAGCGGAAUGAUAGCGAGCGUCGACGAUCGCGCUCUCGCUCACGUUCGCGUUCCAGGUCUCGUUCUCGCUCUCGCUCGAGGUCUCGGUCUCGAUCUCGCUCGCGUCAAGGAUCUCCGAGGCUAAUAGUGCCCGAUGAUGAGGACAAAGAAGAUGAGGGGCCUCCACCAGAGACCAGAAUUGAGGCGGAGAUUCCUAAAAUUAACACGGACUUAGGCAGGGACAUACACUUUGUUAAGCUACCUAACUUCCUCUCUGUUGAGACCAGACCAUUUGACCCAGAGCUGUAUGAAGAUGAAAUUGAUGAGGAGGAAACACUGGAUGAAGAAGGUCGGGCAAGGUUGAAGUUGAAGGUUGAAAAUACAAUGAGAUGGAGGACUGUGUUUGACAAGGAGGGGAAUGCGGUAAAGGAGAGUAAUUCCAAGUUGGUGCGGUGGUCUGAUGGCUCCAUGUCCCUUCACCUUGGCAAUGAAAUCUUUGAUGUAUAUGAACAACCCCUGCAGGGCGACCACAACCAUCUCUUCAUUCGUCAAGGAACUGGUCUGCAGGGUCAAGCAGUGUUUCGUACAAAGCUGACCUUCCGUCCACACUCAACCGACUCAUUUACCCAUCGUAAGAUGACGCUCUCCCUCGCUGACCGCUCACAGAAAACUAGCGGGGUUAAAGUGUUAUCAAAUGUCAUCCGUGAUCCAGAGAGCGCUCGUGUUGAGAGUUUAAGAAGAGACGAGGAUAGGCUAAGAGCUUCCAUGAGGCGUGAGAACAAGCAGAAGCGAGUGAGAGAAAAGGCCUCGAAUCGUGGCCUGUCGGCCAACUAUCUCGAGCCGGACAACUACGAGGACGAUGAUGAAGGCGGGAUAUCCCUGGCUGCCAUCAAGAACAAGUUUAAGAAGAAGCAAAAUGAACGUGCUCCAAUCUAUUCAUCUGAUGAGGAAGAGUCAGACAUUGAAACAGAUAAGGCGAAGAGGUUGGAAAGAGCCAAACACACACUCAGGGACUCUGAUGAUACUGGUAGUGGAAGUGACAGUGACAAGGACGACAGUGUCAAGGACGACAGUGGCAGUGAACAUAGCGGCACCGAACGUGGUAGUAGUAGGCAGAGCACCAGGAGGAGUGCCAGCAAGAGUAGGAGCCGUAGUAGGAGUAAGAGUAGGAGUCGCAGUAGGAGCAAGAGUAGGAGUGCCAGUAGGAGCAAGAGUGGGAGUCGAAGCAGGAGUGCCAGUCGGAGUAAGAGCAGGAGUCGAAGCAGGAGUGCCAGUAGGAGUAAGAGCAGGAGUAGAAGCAGGAGCAGAAGUAGUAGCAAGAGUAGGACUGGCAGUGAGAGUGGAGGUAAAUCAGGCUCAGGGUCUGACAGUGACUAGCACAGCAAGAACAAAGUUUAGUUUGAUAAUAUUAAAGCUGAUUAUGUCUCUCCCCCUUAAGUACUUUACUAGUAUACUUUACUUAAUACCGUACAACUUUAUCACAGUAAUAUCCACCUCUAACUAUUAUCUACCGAGUAAAUAAAUUUGAUUUUUCGUGAGAAUUGUGCAAUUUAUUUUCAUUACUUAUGAAGUUAUAGAUUUUUUUUGUGGCACCCUUAGUAAAUGUAUGUUGUCUAGUUGUUUAUAGGAGCGUUAGUAGCGAGUGGAUGAUGAGUGGAGUGUACGAGUGUGUGUUCUGGCCACCCACCACUAUAGUGGGAAUUGAACUGAAAAACAAAAAACAAAAACAAUUAUGUAUUCUAUAUUAAUGGAUAUUAGGCAUCAUUCUUGUAUCAUUGUUUCAACAACUGUUAUUUUAUGACUUGUUUGGUGAAUUGUAAGGAAAGUUCGUUCUUAGAUGCCAGCUUUAAAAGAUGACCGAAUAGGAACUUGACCUAGUGACCUGUGAGCCACCUGAUGGGGUCCAUGAGUCAAUCAAUGUACUGGUAGGAAUCCAGGGGAUAAUGUUCCUGAGAACUAUUCUUUCUUUUUAUAAUGGGAUGUCAAAAGGAAAAAACAUAUACUGUAUAUAAUUACAGUAUUUAUAUUUUAAAGUACCUACUGUAUGUCAUAUUUUCAGUUACCAAGUAUAGUUUUCUUACAUACAGGUACAGUAAUCAGUUUCCGGACUGAUAUUUUUGUCACAAACAUGAGUUGCCGAAACCCUUAGAGUUUCUUGUAAAUACCUUUACACGCUCACCGUCAAUCACCAUUAAACAUAAAAGAGCAGUAAUUGGGCGCAUUAUGUUGAAACAAUUUACCUUUGAAAUAUUUAUUUUAAUAAAUAUGUAAGUUGA
This is a messenger RNA of Homarus americanus (American lobster), 3967 nucleotides long. RefSeq names its product another transcription unit protein-like (gene Atu). The transcript has 11 exons. The coding region runs from base 84 to 3068 and encodes 994 amino acids. Gene Ontology annotation, biological process: transcription elongation by RNA polymerase II; positive regulation of transcription elongation by RNA polymerase II. Gene Ontology annotation, molecular function: RNA polymerase II C-terminal domain phosphoserine binding. The record is from RefSeq and is a predicted model, not a curated record. NCBI's taxonomy places the organism in Eukaryota, Metazoa, Arthropoda, Malacostraca, Decapoda, Nephropidae. Gene Ontology annotation, cellular component: nucleus; Cdc73/Paf1 complex.